GACGGAACACUCACAGACUCGAUUUCCGCCGUCGAAGCAGCAUGGGGCAAGGUCGCAAAGGACAUCGGGCAGGACCCGGCCUACGUGAUCGCCGCCACCCACGGCAAGCGCGCCGUCGACAACCUCGCGCAGUUCAAGCCCCACAUCAAGGCGCACGAGAUGGACGAUGCCGUCCAGGAUUUCGAGGAGACCAUCCUCUAUUACGCCGACGCCUACCACAGGCAUGGUCCUGGCAGCCAAAGCAACUCG
Messenger RNA from Heterobasidion irregulare TC 32-1, 249 nucleotides. RefSeq lists its product as uncharacterized. The record is from RefSeq and is a predicted model, not a curated record. The transcript has a single exon. NCBI's taxonomy places the organism in Eukaryota, Fungi, Basidiomycota, Agaricomycetes, Russulales, Bondarzewiaceae. Gene Ontology annotation, molecular function: sugar-phosphatase activity; beta-phosphoglucomutase activity. The annotation marks the transcript as partial.